GAGCUGUGUUAAUUAGUGCUGACGCUUUUUAAAAAUAUGGAGAAAUUAAAAAAUGCUUCUUCUGAUUUGUCACUGAAAAUGUUUGAUAAUUUCCUCUCCUCUUUCUAAUAAGGUCAUAGUGAGUGUGAUUGGCCGCUGUGGGGAAUCUCUCUCUCUCUCUCUCUCUCUCUCUCUCUCUCUCUCUCUCUCUCUCUUGAGUCUUAUCUGGCUGAGUAGAGGUGAAGCUUGUUCUGCUGCUGAGUUGAGCAGUGUGUGUGCAAGAGAUGGACAUCCCAGUUCUACUCAUUUUUCUAUUGACCACGGUCACUCUCGUCACAUCUGGCAGUGUGAGGUUGGUGGAUGGUGGAAGUCGCUGUGCUGGGAGAGUGGAGGUUCUUCAUAGAGGACAGUGGGGAACAGUGUGUGAUGAUUACUGGGAUAUGAGAGAUGCUGCAGUGGUGUGUAGAGAGCUGGGCUGUGGGGAAGCCAUAGAUGCACCACGGAGAGCUCGAUUUGGAUCAGGAUCAGGACCGAUCUGGGUGGAAUAUGCUAACUGUGCUGGAUCAGAGUCUUCACUGAAGAACUGUAGGUCUUAUGAUUGGGGUAGACAGAGAUGUAAUCAUGAUGAAGACGCUGGUGCUGUUUGUGCAGAAGUCAGACUGGUGGGCAGAUCUCACUGUUCUGGAAGAGUGGAGGUUCUUCAUGGAGAGAGCUGGGUCACAGUGUGUGAUGCUGACUUUAACCAGCAGGGUGCAGAGGUUGUGUGUCGAGAGCUGGGCUGUGGUUCUCCUGUGGAGGUUCUGGGAGCAGCUGCUUUUGGUAGAGGGAAGGGUCAGGUGUGGUCAGAGGAGCUUCAGUGUAGAGGAAACGAAUCACAGAUUCACUUCUGUCCAAAAUCAUCUUCACUCAAACACAACUGCUCCCAUGAUAAUGAUGUGGGACUGGUGUGUGCUGACAGUGUGAGGUUGGUGGAUGGUGGCCAUCGCUGUGCUGGGAGAGUGGAGGUUUUUUAUAACAGAACAUGGAGAUCAGUGUGUGGUAAUAACUGGGAUAUAAGAGAUGCUGCAGUGGUGUGUAGAGAGCUGGGCUGUGGGGAGGCUGUAUUUAAAAAUGUUCAGUUUGGGCCAAGAUCAGCCUGGAUGGAUCAUGUGAACUGUAGUGGAUCAGAGUCUUCAGUGAAGCACUGUAGAUCAGCUGGAUGGGUGGAACAAAUUUGUAAUCGACUUGCUGGAGUCAUCUGUUCAGGGGUCAGAUUGGUGGGCAGAUCUCGCUGCUCUGGGAGAGUGGAGGUUCUUCAUGGAGAGAGCUGGGUCACAGUGUGUGAUGCUGACUUUGACCAGCAGGGUGCAGAGGUUGUGUGUCGAGAGCUGGGCUGUGGUUCUCCUGUGGAGGUUCUGGGAGCAGCUGCUUUUGGUAGAGGGGAGGGUCAGGUGUGGUCAGAGGAGCUUCAGUGUAGAGGAAACGAAUCUCAGAUUCACUUCUGUCCAAAAUCAUCUUCACUCAAACACAACUGCUCCCAUGAUAAUGAUGUGGGACUGGCAUGUUCUGAAAGUGUGAGGUUGGUGGAUGGUGGGAGUCGCUGUGCUGGGAGAGUGGAGGUUCUUCAUAAAGGACAGUGGGGAACAGUGUGUGAUGAUAACUGGGAUAUGAUAGAUGCUGCAGUGGUGUGUAGAGAGCUGGGCUGUGGAGAGGCUGUAGGUGCACUUAGUGGUGCUUAUUUUGGAUCAGGAUCAGGACCAAUCUGGAUGGAUAAUGUGGAGUGUAGAGAAUCAGAAUCCAUACUAAAGAACUGUAAAUCAGCAGGAUGGGGUAAACAUAACUGUAAUCAUCCUAAAGAUGCUGGAGUCAUCUGUUCAAGAGUCAGGCUGGUUGGAGGUUCUCACUGCUCUGGGAGAGUGGAGGUUCUUCAUGGAGAGAGCUGGGUCACAGUGUGUGAUGCUGACUUUAACCAGCAGGAUGGAGAGGUUGUGUGUCGAGAUCUGGGCUGUGGUUCUCUUGUGGAGGUUCUGGGAGCAGCUGCUUUUGGUAGAGGGGAGGGUCAGGUGUGGUCAGAGGAGCUUCAGUGUAGAGGAAACGAAUCUCAGAUUCACUUCUGUCCAAAAUCAUCUUCACUCAAACACAACUGCUCCCAUGAUAAUGAUGUGGGACUGGCAUGUUCUGGUGACAAGCGAAGACUUGUUGGUGGUCCUCACGCAUGCUCUGGGAGAGUAGAGAAGCUUCAUCGGAAUUCUUGGCUUCCAGUGUGUGAUGCUGACUUUAACCAGCAGGAUGCAGAGGUUGUGUGCAGCUGGGAGCUGGGCUGUGGUUCUCCUGUGGAGGUUCUGGGAGCAGCUGCUUUUGGUAGAGCAGAGGGUCAGAUGUGGUCAGAGGAGCUUCAGUGUAGAGGAAACGAAUCUCAUAUGUACCUCUGCCAGACAUCUCCUUCCUUGAAACCCAACUGCUCUCACAACAAGGAUGUGGGACUAAGAUGCUCUGGUCACACUCAGGCUCGGCUGAUGAACGGCUCAGAUUCCUGUUCUGGUCGAGUGGAGCUCCAGUACCUCAGUGAGUGGGGUACAGUGUGUGAUGUAAGCUGGGAUAUGAGAGCUGCCAGUGUCCUCUGUGCUCAGCUGAAGUGUGGGAGUUCUGUGGCUGUGUUGGGGUCAGACUGGUUUGGGGAGGGGAGUGGCCGGAUCUGGGCUGAUGUGUUUGAUUGUCAGGGAAACGAAACACACCUGUUAAAAUGUCCCAUUUCAUCAUGGAGUCGAACUGCAUGCUCUCAUAAACAGGAUGCUGGAGUUAUCUGUAGUGGUUCUUCUCUGGCGUCUCAUGAGGGAGGAGUGCGGUUGUCUGGAGGGAUGGAGUGUGAGGUGGAGGUGUUCUUCAGGCAGGACUGGAGGAGAGUUCUGCUGGACUCCUGGAGUGAGUCUGAGGUCUCUGUGGUCUGCAGACAGCUGGGCUGUGGUUCUGUACUCAACAUCUCCAGCUCCUCUUCAUCCAGUCCUGAACACAGCUACAUGUGUGUUUCGGGUUUCAACUGCUCUGGGAGUGAAGCUCAUCUGAGGAACUGCAGCAGCUCACAAGCAGUUAACUGCAGCUCCACAGAACAGAUCUACAUCACCUGCUCUGGUACAUCUAACACAGUCCACAGCUCCAUCAGGCUGGUUGGUUCUGGGGGAGACUGUGCAGGAAGGCUGGAGGUUUUCCACAGUGGAUCAUGGGGGACAGUGAGUGAUGAAUUGUGGGAUAUUGAGGAUGCGCAGGUGGUCUGCAGGCAGCUGCAGUGUGGAGUGGCCCUCAGUGCUCCAGUACCAGUACCAGCCCGGUUUGGAUCUGGAACUGGACCCAUUUGGCUGAAUGAGGUGGAGUGUGAGGGGAACGAGGCGUCUCUGUGGAACUGCAGAUAUCAGCUGUGUGGAGAGGAUGAAUGUGGACACAAGGAUGAUGUAGGAGUCGUGUGCUCAGAGUAUAAAGAGAUCAGACUGACUGAGGGCUGUGAGGGGAAUCUGGAGGUGUUCUAUAAUGGAACCUGGGGGAAUGUGUGUGUAAAUGGGAUGACUGAUGAAACGGCAAAAUUGAUCUGUCGAGAGCUGAACUGUGGAAGAACUGGCAGUGAGUCUUGGUCUAAAGCAAGAGUGGAAUCAGCUCCUAACUGGCUGGAUAAUGUAAAAUGUAGGAAACAUGACUCCACUCUGUGGCACUGUCCAUCUUCUUCCUGGGGGGAGAACAGGUGUGAUAAUCGCAAUGAGGUUGCUUGCAUUACCAGCUCAGAGAAUGGAAAUACACUAGAUUUGACAAAUUGGCUGUGUGAUUCAUCUCCUCAUGAGAGACCGUGCUCAAAGCACAUUCCUCUGAGGCUGAGGGGAGGAGUAGGAAGCUGUUCUGGAUGGCUGCAGGUGUAUCAUAAUAAAACAUGGUGGUCUGUAUGUGGUGAUCUCUGGGACAUCAGGGAUGCUCAGGUGAUCUGCAGGCAGCUGGGUUGUGGGCCGGCGCUGAGUGCUAAUAGAAGAGCUGCUGAUGGUUCUGGUGGAGGAACUAUCUGGAUGAACAGAGUGAAGUGUAGAGGGAAUGAGAUUCACCUGUGGGACUGUCCUCAUUCCCUGAAGAACCACACUGACUGCUCCCACAGUGCUGGAGUCACUUGUGGAGGCUUCCUGUAUCAUACUUUCCCUUUAAAUAAUAAAAGAGGACAGAUGGGACAUUUUGUCUUGCAAGAUUCUCAACCACAGACAAUAAGAAUCAUAAACUCCUCCACCAGCUGUUCCCUCCAUCUAUCCAGUGUCUCUCCUGGUUCUGGGAUCUGUGCUCUUCCUGGCCUUAGUGCUUAGUGCUGUUUUAUCAGAACAGAGUGCUCAGGAGAGUGAUCUCUAAGAGGAGGAAGACUUCAGCUGAGCCUGUCUAUGAGGAGAUUGACACCAGGCUCAUCCCUAAAAGAAUUACUGUCUCAACUGAAAGUAAAGCAGAUAAUGAGGAAAUGCAGUUAAGUUAUGAUGUCAUUUUUGCUGGACAAACACCUGACAGUGCAGCAGAGGAAGAACCAGAUAAUUACGAUGAUGUUAUUGUGGAACAAAACUCAAACAUUGUGAUGGGUCUGUAGAGUUAUGUAUGAGGUGGUGAGCUUCCUGAGGGCUUUGAGGAUAGUUAUCCUGGUGCGUGUCUUUCGUCUGGCCUCUCAGAAGAAAGAUCUGGAGAAGGUCACUAGAAGAAAGGUAUCUGAGAACAAAAGGCGGUAACAAAAAGGAUGGAUUUGAUUUGGAUCUCACCUAUGUCACAGGCACUCUACAGAAAUCCCAUAAAAGAAGCUGCCAUAUUUCUGGACACAAAGCAUCCUGAUCAUUACAGAGUUUACAAUCUCUGCAGUAAGUUAGAUCAUGAAAAACCUGGAAAAGUCAAGGAACUUGAAAAUAGUCAUUUUCAGGCCUGGAUAAGUUUUGGAAAAAAAAACAAAGUCAAAGUCAAAUUUACUCUUUGUGAUCUUUGUGUUUCCAUUUAUUGACUCUGUUUAUCGACUCCGUUUAUCGACUCUGUUUAUCGACUGAGAAAAGCUAUUUAAAAAAUAAUUUGAUAACUUGAUUGGAGUUUCAGAUGGAAUAUAACUGUAAAUUCACAGAGAAAAAUCUAGGUGUUUAGGCUGUAAUUAAGCUCUUGCUCUCUUCCACUCUUUGGGAAGCAUAUUGGUUAUAUAUGCAAGUAAAUUACCAGUAAUGGUGAAGGCAACAUUUAAACAGAUGCAUUUAAAAGCUGUUAAAAAAAUAAAGAAUCUACACAAUAUAGACACAACCUAAACAUAUUCCCUGACAGCCAGAUAUAUGCCAAAUUAGUUUAUUUAAAAAUUGAUUCUGUUCAAAGUUUUAAACAGAAGAUUCUAUAUCAUGUUUGAUGAAAGUGUGAAAUACUGUUUACAGGUUAAACAUUAGAAAUGUUUAUCAGUGUUUAAAAUGGGCCUGAGCUGAUUAAUACAUCAGUGCAGAGUGAAGUAAUUCAUUUUAUUAUUGAAGAUUGUGUCUUAGCAUUGCUUAAAUAAAUGUUUUUUUUUAAUUAUUUAAAUAUAUUUAAUGUAAAUAUAGGCCUACUAUAAUCAAUUUUGAUAUACAUUCUUGUCUACUCUGAUGUUUUAAACACGCUAUGGUCAUUAAAAUGUGCUGCGAAAGCAUAGAAAAGGCACAGAAAAUAAUUUAAAUUUAUAGGUUAACACUAUUUGUAAUCUACAUGUGUAUACAUAUUUUACCCUUGUUUUCUUUUUUUCCAGAGGGAAUUAUAAAAUAAGCUAAAGACUUUCAUGUUUACUACAACUUAAUUAUUAAUCAUGUACCAGUGUUUUAUAGCAAAUGUAACCAAAAAAUGUCCCACAUUAUAUGUCCCAGGUGUUAAUUUUUUGCAUUGUCAGCGAUACCAGACGCACAUUCACACACACAAUGGAAACAUGAAAAGCUAGACGUGCUAAUGAAACGUAAAAUACUACUGCUUUUACUACUGUUGAUGUUUGGUGCAGCCAUCUUGCGUUCUGAACUUGUGGGUUUAUUCCAGUUGAAAUGUUCUACUUAGAACUUGGAAAUUUCCAGUUCUGAAUUCCUACUUCAGAUGGAAUGCAGUAUAAGGAUUCACAUUAGAGCUCGACCCAACCUGCCCCAUACACUGUCAUUUUGAGCCAAAGCCCGAAUUAAACCUGACAUUUUUUGACCAACCCACUCGUUAGGACUCCCCCUAUCACUAGUAAUGCCCCAACACACCAGGAGGAUGAAGACUAGCACACUCUUUCUCCGAUACAUGUGAAGUCAGCCACCGCUUCUUUUCGAGCUGCUGCUGAUGCAGCAUUGCCAAGCAGCCAGCACAUUUGGAGGAAAGCGCAGCGGCAGGUGAACCCGAGGAACCUGAGGAAAGUGGUGGGAAAUCUCGAGCCAGUGACAUGUUGAACUACACUGCCAGUUUGAGGGAAUGUCAUUGCCAUCCACUGCAAAGGAGGCAAAGGGCGCACGGGUACGAUGGUGUGUACAUGGUUGAUUGACAGCGUUUAGUUUGAGAGUGCGCAGGUGUGGGAAAGGGCAAUGGCAGUGAUCUGAAGGUGCGGAUCAUAGUGAAAAGAGAGCAGGUGUUCCAGUGUGUCUGUGCCACGCAGACGAACUGUAGGCUGUUCCCAGAUACUGAAAACAAUGCCGUGGUGAUCAGCUUUCAGGAAGGGCCAGUGGUUUGUGGUGAUGUUAAGGUCAUGUUUGAAUCCAGGGCUGGUCUUCCAAAGGGGUAUGAGGACUAUCCUUUCUAUUUCUGGUUCAACACUUCAUUUGUAGAGAACAACAGGCUCUAUCUGUCAAGGGAGGAACUGGACAACCCACGUAAGUCCAAAACCUGGGACAUCUACAAGGAGGACUUUGGUGUGACCGUGUCUUUCAGUGACCCUGCACUUAUGUAGCAGACGACACUUGCUUGUGUAUCUCAACUAAAACCCUUAAGCCCUGCACAAGGUCUAAAUCUUUGCUCUAAUGUAGGUUUUCACACACUUAUAAAAGGUGAGUGAUGUUUAGGGAUUGGAUUCGGGCUAUAUAACCUCAACUUUAUGUCCAUCCCCCAUCUUCACUGUAAGAGCUUUUUACUGAGCCGUGCGUUACACCACAAUAUUAUGCAUUUGUUUGUCAAAUGUUUUUUUUGUCUUUAAAUGAAGACAAAUGUUUGUGUCAGUUUAGCAUAUUAAGCCUCCAAAAUGUAAAUCUUACUCUUUAAGCUUGAGUGUACAUCAAAUAAAGCAAUCGAGGCUGCCACUGUGAAAUGGUCAAUGGUUAUGUGUGCAGAAACAUGUUUUUGUAGUACACAUGUAUUGAAAUAAAUAUUAAUGUCUCUGUAACACUUGUCUGUCA
Astyanax mexicanus (Mexican tetra) is the source of this 7307-nucleotide messenger RNA. Its product is annotated as deleted in malignant brain tumors 1 protein-like. Bases 264 to 4286 code for a protein of 1340 amino acids. The transcript has 31 exons. Lineage: Eukaryota; Metazoa; Chordata; Actinopteri; Characiformes; Acestrorhamphidae. Gene Ontology annotation, cellular component: membrane. The record is from RefSeq and is a predicted model, not a curated record.